Quercus lobata is the source of this 864-nucleotide messenger RNA. RefSeq names its product zinc finger MYM-type protein 1-like. NCBI's taxonomy places the organism in Eukaryota, Viridiplantae, Streptophyta, Magnoliopsida, Fagales, Fagaceae. The transcript has a single exon. The record is from RefSeq and is a predicted model, not a curated record. Bases 1 to 864 code for a protein of 287 amino acids.
AUGGCCCUUAUUUUGAGAUUUGUGGAUAAAGAUGGUUUUAUUCGUGAAAGGUUUUUUGGUCUUGUCCAUGUCAAAGACACUACAUAUUCAACUUUAAGAGAUGGGAUAUUUAAAGUUCUCUCUCAUCAUGAGUUAGUUAUUCAAAAUAUUCGAGGUCAAGGAUAUGAUAGUGCAAGCAACAUGAGAGGUGAAUGGAAUGGACUACAAGCUUUAAUUUGUAAAGAAUGUCCCUAUGCUUAUUAUAUUCACUAUUUUGUGCAUCGCCUACAACUUGCAUUAGUUACAACAUCUUCUGAAGUAAGUAUUGUUCAUCAGUUUUUCAAUAAUUUGACUUCAAUCAUUAAUACCAAUACAUCUUCUAGCAAACGGAAUGAUGAGUUGAAAGAUACUCAAGCUAUUGAUGUUGCAAGAAAAUUAGCAAAUAAUGAAAUAGAAUCUAGAAGAGGGUUAAAUCAAAUUGGAACUUUGAAGCAAGCUAGAGAUACUCAUUGGGGCUAUUCAAUUUCUAACUUGAUAAAAAUGUUUGAUGCAACUUAUAAAGUUUUAGAGAACCUUUCUACAGAAGGAAACUAUCAUCAGCGUGGAGAUGCAGAUUUUGCUCUAAACUCAUUAAUGUCCUUUGACUUUAUAUUACAUCUCAUGAAGGACAUCAUGGAAAUCACUGAAGUGCUUUCUCAAGCCUUGCAACAAAAAUCUCAAGAUAUUCUAAGUGCCAUGGAUCUUGUUUCAAGUACUAAAAAAUUGAUUGCAAAAAUGAGAGAAGUCAGAUGGGAAGAUCUUCUUAAGAAAGUAAAAUUAUUUUGUGAGGAGCACAAAAUAGAUAUUCCUGAUUUGAAUGCUCGAUAUGUUGGAAGGCGUGGUUGA